Cooperia oncophora is the source of this 705-nucleotide messenger RNA. The record is from the annotation of a GenBank genome assembly. Lineage: Eukaryota; Metazoa; Nematoda; Chromadorea; Rhabditida; Trichostrongylidae.
AUGGGAGGCACCGAUGAGGAAGGCAGAGAGGCACACCCGACUCCGCCCAUCCGGCUAAUGUGGACUGUGCCUCUAAGUGUGAAAUUUAGCGAUGAAUCCUUGACGCAUACACUGCUUGAUUUAUGGGCAGCUGGUCAAGAAACCACAGCUACAACACUGAAAUGGGCCUUCGCUUAUCUUCUGAUGUACCCAGAGGUGAAAUCCAAAGUGGAGCAGGAGCUUCGAAAUGUUACCAAGUCCAACCGGCCUCUUUCCCUAGCGGAUCGGACAGAGACUCCUUAUUUCAAUGCGGUAUUGACCGAAAUCCAUCGAUGUGCAGCGAUUUUCCCUAUGAAUCUUUCACGGAGAGUGAAUGGCGACAUAUCUGUUGGAAAGUACACAAUACCCAAUGGAACGUCCAUCAAUGUUCAGCUGUCACUUAUUAUGUCUGACCCUAAAUAUUUCUCAGAUUUCUACAAGUUCGAUCCGGAUCGCUACAUGAAAGGGCAGAAAGUGGAAGAACAAGUGAUUCCCUUUGGAAUAGGAAAGCGAAAUUGUCUUGGUGAAUCAUUAGCACGAGCGGAGUUGUACCUCAUUAUUGGUAAUCUCCUCUUACGAUUCGAUGUAUCGACUGAUCCAGAACAUCCACCUGUGGACAAGGCCAAAGGAGUGAUGGGAGUUGUCCGAAAAGUCUCUCCAUAUCAUGUUGUUUUCAGUCGUGCUUAA